This is a messenger RNA of Effrenium voratum, 2446 nucleotides long. The record is from the annotation of a GenBank genome assembly. Lineage: Eukaryota; Dinophyceae; Suessiales; Symbiodiniaceae.
CAAGUGACCAGUCGCCUUGCGCUUGCCGCGGGUCGAAACCGCCAGGCUCUCUCUGCCAUGGAGACCAAGAGGCAAGCGCCGUCCCCGCAUCCAAAGCGGCCGCGCGUUUCCUUCACCACCGUGAGUAUGCGGACCUUCGGUGAGAGCCAGUCUGGCAAGGGGCUCACGGAGGACAAGACCUUGAUGGAGGACUCGGUAGAGGUCACGGCCAACGUGGAGAGCUUGUCGCGGCUGGUGCUGGAGGAUGAGAUGGACGCCCACGCCAGGAACCAAAACGGGGCGGGCGACAAAGGCCGGGUGGUGCUGAAGCAGGGCACGCCCACCCGCACUCCCAUGGCCACGGAGGAGACCUCGCCCUUGCCGGAGAACUGGGAUCUCUACAAGCAGUUCAAGUCCAGCCAAGAGGCGCGGAUGCGCAGCCCAGAGCUGGCAUCCAGCAGCCGGCGCCUGAGCCCCGGGCAGCGCCUGAGCCCCCGCGGCUUCCUGGCAGCGGCUUCGCUGAAAGCGCCGCCGCUGCCCAAGGCGAAUCGUCAGAAGAGCCCCGACACGGUGGACAUGAGCGGCGUGAUGAGGUCCAUUCAAAUGGGCCCCAGCCGGGAGGAUGACCAGGACACCUCAGAAGUGCCGGAGGGUCGCAAGUCCUUUGCCACCUUCCACGGCUCAGAGCCGGGCCCCGAGAUCUACGCGGUGAAGCAGGCCAGUCGCAGGCUCCAGGAGCCUUUGAACCGCGGCAGGGCACUGCAGCGGCACCAGCACCACAGGAGCGAUCUCAACAGCUCCGCUGAGCGAUUCCGCGAGAUGCAGCAGCAGGUCAUCAAGGAUGCGGAAGAGGACCAGCGGCUCAUGGACCAGAAGGCUACGGAGGCCCAGCGGGCCAUGCAGGAGGAGCAGGGCAGCCUCAAGAGCCUGGAGGAGCAGGUGGCGCAGGCGCGGGAAGCCGUGCAGACGUCCAAGGAGGAGCUGCGCCAGGCCAAGAAGCGGCUGCUGCGGCAGAAGGCCCAGCGAGUAGAGCUGGAGCAGGUCCACCUGGGCCGCACCUUGCUGGUGACCCGGGCCCGCGAGAACUUCGUGGAGCUCCGGUUCCGCAACGCCUGCGCCACGGUGAAGGCAAGGCUCCAGAACUGGGGCCACCUGUCAGGGAUCCAUGUCAAAGCUCACGUGACUUCGCCCGCUCUUUGGCAUCCAGCGAUGCCGCGCGUGGGCGUCUCCGUGGAGGAGUUGGAGCUGACGGUAGCAUCCCCGUGGUGCUUCACCAAAGGCGACAAGUUGUACUCCCCGGCGGCUGGCCCGCGGGGCGGCUUCCAGUGCCGGCUGCUGGUGUUUCCGGCCGGAUCGCCGGCGGCGGACCAGACGCUGUCCGCCUUUGUGGAAGUGAGCGCUCCGGAGCAGAUGCGGGAAUGGACCUGUGAAGAUGUCUUCUUCACCAUUAAGGUGAUCAGCAGCAAGAGCAAGAAGAGUAUCCACAAGCAAGAGACCUUCAGCUUCACCCCCAGCUGCAACGACCGCGGCUGGCACAACAUGGUGGAGUUCUCGCAGCUCACCACAGCCUCGGGGCUCAUCGACGCCCACUCCAAGGUGCACUUGGUCGCCUACGUGAGCAAUCUGCCCCUCGAGACCGAGCCUCGAGUUCACGUCCCAGAGGUGGACUUCUCCUUGGAGCUGAAGUCAGCAGAACUUCUCGUGCACGAUGGGCCCCCGCUCUUUUUCGACCAGCGCAUCUUGGUGGCGCGUUCUGAGUACUUUCGCAAGAUGUUCACCGCGGAUUAUUUGGAGUCGAGCACUGGGGUGGUGGAUCUUCGGAAGGAUCCCCAAGCGAGCCACCAGUGCGUGGCGGCGAUUCUUCGAUUCCUCUUUACCAACGCCUUGGACCCAAAUAUGGAUCUGGAGCUGGGUCUGGCGCUGCGCGCCAUGGCGGACAAGUUCUGCCUGCAGGAUUUGAAGGAGGCCGCCCAAGGGACGCUGAAGAAGAUGGUCUCGGAGGAGAAUUUGCUGCAGGUCUUGGCGCAGGUCUUCGAGACGGGCUGCGAGUUGGAGGCCAGCUGCUGGCAGCUGCUCUCCGAGGACCCGGACAUCUUGUGGCGCCAGGAGCUGCAGCUGGACGCCCUGGUGCCCCAAAACCCGGCCUUGGCCAAGAAGCUGAUCCUCUUCGGCCGGCGGAAAGUGCAGAAGACAGCCGCGUGACGGUCGGUGAGGCCAGUGACCGCCCGCGGAGAGCGAUCUGUGGAACCUGUGGCACUAUGCAAACUGGCGGUUUCGUUUUAAGGCCUAGAGCCCUCUAGAUCUUUGUACCCAUCGAACGUCAGGUCCAAUGGGUCCCCAGGUUUUUUGCCUUCGCGUGCGAGAUACCUCGACGCUGGGAUGGCUGUACAGAGAAGCGCAAGGGGAAGUCUCCCGGAUGGACCUUCGGGCGAGCACGUGCGGAAGCACCAGAAAGGCUUUCGGAAAC